Oldenlandia corymbosa var. corymbosa is the source of this 2581-nucleotide messenger RNA. NCBI's taxonomy places the organism in Eukaryota, Viridiplantae, Streptophyta, Magnoliopsida, Gentianales, Rubiaceae. The record is from the annotation of a GenBank genome assembly.
UUGAAAAUAUAAAAUGAUAUGAUGAGAUAUGACAGUUAUUAUUAUCGUAUUCUGAAGAAAAAAAAACCCAUGAAAAAAAAAACAGCAUAAUUCAUAAUUGCACUGGCAUUAUCACUGCCAAAUUGCAUAAUGCAUAAGCUGAUAUUUACUGACUUUGGCAAGUUUCUAAUGUUUCAACGUCGCCACAAAUUUAGUCAUUGCCAGCACGCUCCAUUCGUUUCCUCUUGUUUUGCCACCUUCUUCCUCCGCCGACCGCCAGUGCUACUGCCACAGAUUCGAUUGCGGUCAAGUGGCUAACAAUAUUCCAGGUAAACUCAUUGCAAUGCGCCAGAAAUUUCACAUAUCAAUAGCAUGAUGUCAUCAACUGCAUUGCUCCUACUUCUAGGCUCUAGCAUUUCAUAUGUGCAAUUCCCUCCUUACGCCCCGGAAGGUUGGAUUGCGUUGAUGGCAAGUGUUGUAUAGUGCGUUACGGUCUCUUCAUAUUGAUAAGGAUUCAAGGGAACAAUUUCAAAUGGAGAUAUCAAAACAAAUGUUGUCCUAAAAACACAAACGCUUAUUAUUGUUACUGAUUUGUUGCUCUCUUUUUGGUAAAUUUACUCUGUUUUUCUGUUUGAUUAGAAGUGGCUUAGUGCCUUGAUUUUUCUUCCAGCCUUGAGCUUGUCAAGUCGUAAGGCCUAAAGGCAUGUUAGGUGUUUGAAAAAAUGCUUAAAUGAAUCUCCAUCUAAAUUUAAACACAGAAUUAAUAAACCUUCUUCCUGACUUCGGUGAAGAUGAGGAAGUACAACUACUUAGCAAAGAUGAAGAUGCCGAGUGUUCACUCUAAUCUCUAAUAUUGCCAUCCCUAAUUUUAUUUCUGGAGGGAAAUUGCUGAAUUGGAGGGAAAUGAUAUCUCAGAGAGGGAAAAAAUAAAAGGCUUGACUUCUUAAGGGCAAUUUUGGAAAAGAACACAAACUUUGUUCUGGAGGCUAAAAAUUGCACUGGCAUUAUCUCGCUCCGCCACUGCCACCUUUUCUCCCUCCGCCGCCGGCCGGCCAUCGAGGGAAUCUGUAUCCUCUUCUCUAUGGUCGCUGUGACCUUUGAUUUAUGCCAAACUUAGUGAAUUAAUUAAUGCAAUGACAUCAGUGGCUGUGGACAUAUGUUAAUAGUUGCUUUGAAGUAGCUGACGAUCGUUAUGCUCCUUUGCUGUGAACUAUUGGAGGUUUUGUAAUAAAGCAGUCACUGGAGUCUGGAACAGAGCAUGAAAAGAACGAGAGACCAAAUGGAAAUUGUUUGGCAAACUCCAGCUAACCCACCAGAGCGCCAUGACUACAUCUUUCGGAAUGGCAUACGAUAUGUGAGACCUUACUAUUUUGAGUUUAUAUCCCAUGUAAAAAAUAGAUGGGCAAAAAAGACCAUUGUUGAUCUCUUCACCGAAGAAUUCAAGGGACGACCUCGUGAUUACUAUAUGUCUGCUGUUAAAGCCGGACGAAUUCAAGUAGAUGGACAAAUGGUGCCUAUUUCAUACGUGGUGAAACCAUCACAGAAGAUUAGCCAUUUCGUGCACAGGCACGAGCCACCCGUAAUGGCAUUGGAUAUCAAGAUACUGCAUGAAGAUGAAGAAGUUUUGACAAUCUGUAAGCCUGCAUCAGUUCCAGUACACCCCUGCGGGCAAUACCGGAAGAAUACCGUUGUUGGUAUUCUUGAGGCAGAGCAUGGGUUGGCCCCGCUAUUUCCGAUUCACCGUCUAGACCGCCUGGUCUCGGGACUCCUUAUCUUGGCAAGAACUGCUUUGAAGGCUGACAUCUUCAGACAGCAGAUUGAGACAGGAUUGGUGCAAAAACAGUAUAUUGCUAGGGUUAUUGGUACAUUUCCUGAGAAUGAGCAAGUUGUGAAUGCCAAUGUGAAUUUUGAUGCUCGAGCAGGGAGGAGUUCAGUUGAGGUGGGAGAAGAUUGUCAAAAUACUAAUUCUUUACCGAAGGGAAAGACUGCUUGCACUAAAUUUACUAGGGUCAGCACCAAUGGUACUCAAAGCCUAGUUUUGUGUAAACCUAUUACUGGUAGAACACAUCAGAUUCGUGUUCACCUGCAACAUACUGGUCAUCCUAUAGCUAAUGAUAAACUUUACCAAUGUAAAGCUGGUGAUAAGCCCACAGCUGAAGUUAUAGAGAAAGAUAGUGCUGCGUUGGACCUAUCAGUAGAUCAGAAUCUUCAACAUUUAGCAAACGAUGGCUCUGAGCAAAAUUUCAGCAUUGAUCCCAUGUGCACGAACUGCCCAAAUCUGGCUCCAAGAGGAUAUGAUGGAGAUGAGGAGGGUUUAUGGCUGCAUUGUGUGAAGUAUAGUGGUCCGGACUGGGUGUAUGAAUGUCCCUAUCCAGAUUGGGCAGUUCUUGAGUAAUUUCUCUGAGUUUAUAAUGUGUAGAAGAAGAAGAUACAUACUAAUUUAGUUUUAUUGUACUUAAAAAAAAAAUCAUUUUGUUUUGUUAUUAUCAAGAAUCAGUUUUUGAAAUUACUUUUUACGAGUUUAUGAGUUUCUUACAACAAAACACUAUUACGUAAACCUUAAUAAUUAUUUUAGUAUUUUUGCCGAAUUCAGAGAUUUGAC